UCUUAGAUGAACCAAGCUUCAUGAAGCCACGGGUAAUGGAGAUCAGCACCGACCCAGGCACACCGAGCUGGACUGACCCAAUCCUCUCCUUCUUAUGAGACGGGAUAGUACCUGCAGACAAGCAGGAGGCAAUGAAGUUGAGGAGGAAAGCAUCUCGGUAUACACUUGUUGAUAGGGUCCUCUAUAAGCGAUCUUUCUCUUUACCUCUUCUACGGUGCUUGAAUCCCUAUGAAGCAGAAUAUGCACUCAGGGAGGUGCAUGAAGGUGUCUGUGGAAGUCACGUGGGUGCUCGAACUUUAGCUCACAAGGUCCUUAGACAAGGUUAUUAUUGGCCCAACAUGUACAAGGAUGCCACUCAGUUCGUACAGAGGUGUCAAAAAUGUCAGUUCUUUGCACAUCUAAGUCACCAGCCUGCAGAAGAGCUCACUACGUUGGUGGCACCUUGGCCAUUCGCUCAAUGGGGUCUUGACCUUUUAGGCCCAUUUGUGAAGGGGGUAGGAGGUGUAACCCACCUCAUUGUUGGUGUAGAUUAUUUCACAAAAUGGAUUGAAGCUCGGGCAUUAUCCAGUCUCACCUCCAAGAAGGUCGAAGACUUUGUUUUCAGCUCGAUUAUUUGCAGAUAUGGGAUCCCGAAUCAGAUUGUAGAUGAUAAUGGAACUCAGUUCAAUUGCUCCUCAUUCCGAGAUUUCUGUUCCAGUUACGGGAUUAAACUGCAGUUCACCUCGGUUUACCAUCCGGAGUCCAACGGCAUGGUCGAAUCUGUUAACAAGUGCAUCUUAGAAGGUAUAAAGUCGAGGCUGGAACAACACAAGGCCAAAUGGGCAGACGAGCUCAACAACAUCCUCUGAGCAUACAGAACUACGAGUCGAACUACCACAGGUGAAACACCCUAUCAUCUGGCCUUUGGUACCGAAGCAGUCAUUCCUAUCAAGAUAGGAGUCCCAAGCUUCAGGGUCACCCAUUUCAAUGAAGGGCAGAAUGGACAACUGCUUCGGGAGAACCUUGAUCUGCUUGACGAAGUCAGAGAAGAAGCACGACUUCGAACUCUAGUCUACAAGCAGAAGGUAGCAAACUUUUACAACAAACGAGUUCGACCCCGACCAUUCAAAGUAGGUGACCUUGUUCUUAGGAAAGCUGGUCUAACGGGGUUCGAAACUCGAUUUGGAAAGUUAGCACCAAACUGGGAAGGCCCCUACACCGUAGCCGAAGUGCCACACCUAGGUGCUUAUAUCCUACAAGACACUGAGGGAAAAAGGGUUCCUAGAGUCUGGAAUGCCAAUAACUUGAAGAAAUUUUACCCUUAAUACACUUCUUUCCAGUCAAAUUUGUUUUAACCACCAUUAUUCUGAUUGCUGUAUAUCAAAACUCAAUUCAUAUGAAUUUCACUUCAUGUUCGCAGUAAUUCAGUUCUGUGAACUCUGCUAUGCGUUGGAAGGUUAUAAUCCUAUUAAUCAGUUACACUUUAUUUUUGAAGUGCUUUACUUCAUCUUUGAGGUAUACCUUAUGGACAUCCGAAGUCAACUACUAUACUGUUUAUUUUAUCCGAGGUCAGAACCUUGUGUUAAUUCAGGGUAACUUAUUUUAUCUAAAAAGAGUUCCUCAAAGAAAAACAUCAAUCACAA
Molecule: messenger RNA, 1622 nt
Organism: Rubroshorea leprosula
Lineage: Eukaryota; Viridiplantae; Streptophyta; Magnoliopsida; Malvales; Dipterocarpaceae
Source: the annotation of a GenBank genome assembly